AUGGCGGGCAGCAGCAUGCCAAUCGAAAUCCAAGAGGAAAUCAUAAAAAGGAUUCCUGAUGUGAAAUCGUUGGUUCGAUUUCGAUCGGUUUCAAAAGCAUGGAAGUCUGUUAUUGAUAGCCCCUCGUUUGUCAAUGAUCACACCCGGCAGUGUCAACACCAUCCUCGCCAUCAACUCGUAACCUACGGAAGAUGGAAGUCGUUAGUUCACGAUUACAUAUAUUCAUCUGCAGUUGUAGAUGACGAUGAUAGUUUCUGCCAACAAGAGGUCAUGAGGCCGACUAUAUUAUAUCCCGCUCCCGCUGAUGGAAGUAUACAAAGAAGCAGUAGCUCUCAUGGCUUGGUCUGCGUUUACCCUUUCAUAGAAAGGUGUUGGGAAACUACUGCCACUGCUGUGAUUUGGAAUCCUGCAAUAACUAGAAAACCGAUUUCCAUUGAUGUUACUAUUCCUAGUUCAUUGCCUCAUUACAAUAAGGGUGUUGUUGGUUUUGGGGUCUGUCCUCGCACUCUUGACCCUAAGCUUGUCAAGAUUACACGGGAUGAUCAUGACUACACAAUCCCUUGGCAAGUUGAGGUUUAUACAUUAAGCUCGGGAAUUUGGAGAAGUAUUAAUCACAAUCUGCCUCCUCGUACAUUGGGAUUUCACUUCGAACAUGUGGUUGUAGAUCAUGGGUUUAUUUAUUGGCUUUCUACGUAUUUUGAUGAUGAAUUUCAGCAGGAACUUAAUAUGAUUAUGUCGUUUGAUGUAACAACCGAAGAGUUUGUACUAGUAUACCUUCCUGAUAGCUUAGCAACUUAUAGGCUUGUGGAUGUGGUUUUAAGUACACGAAUGGAUUCUCUUGUUGUGAUUGAAAAACCCUGUUAUGGUGUAUGGAAGAUGGAGGAGCAUGGUGUAACAAGAACGUUUACAAAGCUAUUCCACAUUCGCACACCAGCUGAGGAAACAGUACUAGAUAGGGUGCACGGAUUUAGGAAUAAUGGCGAACCUAUUAUUGAAGUCAUUAAUCAUCAGUUGCAAAAUCGUGGGCUUUAUGCAUAUGAACCCUUGUUGGGACGGACGAUCAAGUUUACCGGAAUUGAUAUUGAUAAGGAAGAAGAACUUAUAAAGUGUGUGACUUCCUACACGGAAACUCUACUAUUGUUUGAUCAAUAA
Messenger RNA from Erigeron canadensis, 1152 nucleotides. RefSeq names its product F-box protein At5g18160-like. Lineage: Eukaryota; Viridiplantae; Streptophyta; Magnoliopsida; Asterales; Asteraceae. The record is from RefSeq and is a predicted model, not a curated record. The transcript has a single exon. Bases 1 to 1152 code for a protein of 383 amino acids. Gene Ontology annotation, molecular function: protein binding.